CGCCCCGGAAGCGCCGGUCGCGGGGGCGGAGGAGCCGAGGUGGUCGGAGGAGCGGUUUGGGAGAACCUGUGGAGACUGCGAGAAUGGAGCCGGGCUGCGUAGGGGUGCCCAGCGUGGAUGGCUACACAGUCCUGAGAGUGAUCGGGGAGGGCUCCUUCGGCAGAGCCCUUUUGGUUCAGCAGGAAAGCAGUAAUCGGAUGUUUGCCAUGAAGGAAAUAAGGCUUCCCAAGUCUUUCUCUGAUACACAGAAUUCUAGGAAGGAGGCUGUUCUGUUAGCCAAAAUGAAACACCCCAAUAUUGUUGCCUUUAAAGAGUCAUUUGAAGCUGAAGGACAUCUCUAUAUUGUGAUGGAAUAUUGCGAUGAAGGGGACCUAAUGCAAAAGAUUAAACAUCAAAAAGGAAAGUUGUUUCCUGAAGAUAUGAUACUUAAUUGGUUUACACAAAUGUGCCUUGGAGUAAAUCACAUUCACAAGAAACAUGUGUUACAUAGAGAUAUCAAAUCCAAGAACAUCUUCCUCACCCAAAAUGGACAAGUAAAACUGGGAGAUUUUGGAUCCGCCCAUCUUCUCUCCAAUCCCAUGGCAUUUGCUUGUACUUAUGUGGGAACACCUUAUUAUGUGCCCCCGGAAAUUUGGGAAAACAUGCCUUAUAACAAUAAAAGUGACAUCUGGUCCUUGGGAUGCGUUCUGUAUGAACUCUGUACCCUGAAGCACCCGUUUCAGGCAAAUAGUUGGAAAAGUCUUAUCCUCAAAGUAUGUCAGGGGUCUGUGAGCCCACUGCCAUCUCAUUAUUCCUAUGAGCUUCAGCAUCUAAUCAAGCAGAUGUUUAAAAGGAAUCCUUCCCAUCGCCCCUCAGCUACCACGCUUCUCUCUAGAGGCAUUUUAGCUCGGCUUAUCCAGAAGUGCUUAACCCCACAGAUCAUCACAGAAUUUGGAGAGCAGGUAUUAGAAGAAACCAAAAAAUCUAAGCAUAGUACACCAAGAAAAAAGGACUCCAGCAGAAUCAAGAUCACUUUGGAAAAAGAAGCAAGCACAGUGCAAGGGGAAGAACAAGGCAGAAAAUAUAGCCACCCUGAUUUAGAAAGCACUAAUAAAAAUUCAGUGGCAAGUGCACUGAGGAGAGUAAACAGAGAAGAGAAAGAUGGUAAAUCAGUCCAUCAUAGGAAAGCUGGUUCACCAAGUCCUCUCAGGCGACAGUGGGAGAAACAUGUAUGCACUACAGCGCUUGCGGCUUUGGAAAAUGCAUCCAUACUUGCCUCCAGUUUAACCACAGAGGAUGAUAGAGGUGGUUCUGUAAUAAAGUACAGUGGAAAUAAUAGCCGUAAGCAGUGGCUCAAAGAGUCUCCUGAAACCUUGUUGAACAUCCUUAAGAAUGCUGAUCUCAACUUGGCAUUUCAAACAUACACAAUAUAUAGACCAGGUUCAGAAGGGUUCUGCUUGAAAGGUCCCCUGUGUGAAGAAACUGAAGCAUCAGACAGUGUUGACGGAGGUUACGAUUCUGUCAUUUUGGAUCCAGAGAGACUCGAACCUAGACUGGAUGAGGAGGACACAGACUUUGAGGAGGAAGACAACAACUUUGAUUGGGUGUCAGAACUGAAGCAGCGAGCUGGCUGGCAAGGAGCAUCUGGUGACUAAUGCCCAAGGAAAUGUUCCUUAGUCACAUUGAAUAGAUUUUUAAAGUGAGGAAUUAAUGUUUUGAUAUUAGCUAACGGACUGUAUAUUUUCCCUUGGAAACAGAAUGGGGUAGGGGUGCUGUGGAUAUUUAAAAUUGUUCCUGAUUCGUUUAAAAAUCUACAAUUCUUGUGCGUUUUUUAAUGCAAAGGAGAAGGUGUAGAAUUAUGGGUGUGAGCUUCAGGCUUUGCAGUCAGAUAGAACAGAAAUUGGAUGCUCAUUAUUUGUGUGAUUGUGGGAAAUUACUUAACCUCUUUGGGCCCGAAUUUCCUCAACUAUAACAUGAGGAUAAUAAUGCCUAUCUCAUAGGGAUGCUGACCAUGGAGCAUGAGAGCAACCCAUAAUGUUAUUAUUUGCAUUGUUAUGAUUUCUGUUUAUUACUAUGUAACUCUUUUUACAUUUCCUAAAGAUUUUAGGAUCUAAAUAUAUUUAAUUAUAA
This is a messenger RNA of Myotis lucifugus (little brown bat), 2109 nucleotides long. It is a transcript of the gene NEK3, whose product is annotated as NIMA related kinase 3. The record is from RefSeq and is a predicted model, not a curated record. Gene Ontology annotation, biological process: protein phosphorylation. The coding region runs from base 84 to 1634 and encodes 516 amino acids. Lineage: Eukaryota; Metazoa; Chordata; Mammalia; Chiroptera; Vespertilionidae. Gene Ontology annotation, molecular function: protein kinase activity; ATP binding. The transcript has 16 exons.